Messenger RNA from Xiphias gladius (swordfish), 4982 nucleotides. RefSeq names its product nuclear factor, erythroid 2-like 1a (gene nfe2l1a). NCBI's taxonomy places the organism in Eukaryota, Metazoa, Chordata, Actinopteri, Istiophoriformes, Xiphiidae. Gene Ontology annotation, cellular component: nucleus. Gene Ontology annotation, molecular function: RNA polymerase II cis-regulatory region sequence-specific DNA binding; DNA-binding transcription factor activity, RNA polymerase II-specific. Gene Ontology annotation, biological process: regulation of transcription by RNA polymerase II. The transcript is spliced from 8 exons. The coding region runs from base 22 to 2781 and encodes 919 amino acids. The record is from RefSeq and is a predicted model, not a curated record.
CCCACCUUCUGACUUCUUUGUAUGUCUUCUGAGAAACCAAAGCCCAUGAUACACCUAAAGAAAUACUUCACAGAGGGCCUCAUCCAGGUGGCCAUCCUGCUGAGUCUCUGUGGAGUGAGGGUCGAUGUGGGACUGGAGCCCUAUCUGCCUCCCUGCUGGCAUGAGAUGAUCCUGGGUCCAAACUUGGCAAUGACCCAGACGCAGUUCCACAACCUCUGGAACUGCCUGGAGGAUGGCUAUAACCUGCAACCAAAGAAUGUGGACCUGGAUGGAUUUUUCACAGCACGAAGGCUGCUAGGCUGGGUCCGCUCUCUGGACAGAGUACAGGUUCCUCAUGCAGAACUAGAGACAUGGCUGGUCCAGAGGGAUCCAGAACCUCUCCCCAUGGAAUGUCCAGACCAGCGCUCCCUGCUGGAGAGAGCUCCUGCUGGGGUAGAGAGAGACCGAAGUGGUCUGUCUGUGGAGCCCAGAGCUGGACUUGAAACCUUGCAAGAAGAAGUGGAGGUGGAUGAUAAAGAGGAAGAAACACAUCAAAUACUUCAUCACGAUGUUGUUCUGGAUGAGAGAGGAGAGGAAGAGGAGGACGAAGAGGAAGAAAUUGCCAGGUUGCAUAGGUAUUACAGAAGGACAGAGAGAAGAGGAACACCAAGAGGUUCCUACAGCCAUGCUAACAGCAGAGAGUUGACUCAGAAUGAAGUAAACCAGACUUCUUUCUCCCUCCAGGAGUGUUUGAGGCUGUUGGAGGAAACCUCUCUGUUUACAGAGGAACAACAGUUAAGGGAUGUUGGUGGUACAAGGGGAGACCUGGAAAGUCCCCCACUAGGCAGGGAGCCCCUGCUGUCCCCCAUCAUCCCCACUGUUAACCCUUCCUUGGACCUGGAGCUUCACUGGCAAGACCUGUUCGCUAUCAUGGAACCUGAGAACACAGAUAUUGACAUGAUGACAUCAUUUGACCACGCCUUAGACUCAAGACCAUCUGGGAUCCUCUGGGGGGUUGGGUCUGAAACUCUGCACCAAAACUGUAACAACCCUGACAACGGCAUUACAGAUGUUGAUCAGGAGGUCCGGCAAAUGGACACUUCCCUGCAGCAUGGUUUGUUGUGGUCUCUAAGCCAGUCGGAACUAGAGCCAUCCCUGCUUCCACUCACCCCCAGUGGAGAGUUGGAUGACCACAGUUCAGUCUUUAACACAAUGGACAAUGAGUCUGCCUUGCACAGUCCUCCAGAUCACAUGGAUCUCUUGGGAGAGGAUCCUUCAGACGAUUUCUGCAUGGGACAAAAUGCAGAAGAUAACUCGAGUACCUUGAACAUAAACCUGCUAGCAAAAGAUUGUGUGGAUAACAUGGAAGGCAGUCCAUGUUCACAGUAUGCCCUCUGCCCUGAGGAACUCGCUAGCUUUGAUGUUAACUUUCAUUUAUGUGAUUUAAAGCCUUCCUAUUCUCCCACAUCUCUGGAGGGGAUUGAUAUAACCCAAGACCUUCUGACAUCUCCUUCUGGUGUUUUUCUGGUCGAUGAGGAAGAUGUUGGGGAUGAAGAUGGUCUCCCUAGCCCACUUAGUGAUCUCCUAGAGGAUGCUGCCAUCUUGGAUGAGAUGAGAUUGUUGGAUCUGGCUCUGGAGGAAGGAUUCAGUCCAGAGAUGGCAGCCAGGCUAGAAGAGGAGGGCUACCUGGACUAUAACAUAGCCAAACAGGACACUGGCAGAGAUAAUGACCACUCAGUUUCUAAUAUGGCAGUCAUAGAAGAUCAGAGUGAACCAGGAAGACAUCAGCAAGACGGUGAGGAUGAGGCAGACUCCGACUCUGGUCUUUCCUUGGACUUCAGCCACAGCCCUGCUUCUCCAUCUGCUUCAGAGGCUUCCUAUUAUUCCUCUUCCUCCUCCUCUUCAUUAACCUCCUCUUCAUCUUGUGUGUCAGCUGUGAAAAGUCCCUUGUACGAAGACAAGGACGAAGAUGCUGAGGAAGGGUUAGUUGGUUCAGACAUGGAAGUGGAGCUGACCGUAAAGCAGGAGGAGCUGGAAGAGGAGGAGAUGGGGGCAGUAGGAGGAGGGUAUCCUGAAGAUGUUAAGAAAAUCUUCCCUACCAACUAUGGGGAUCACAAGCUGUUAAAUGGUUUUCCUUGGCUGGAGCAUAUUGACCAUGAUCACACAUACAACCAGCCAUGGCCCUCUGCCUCCUCUCCACCCCCGGGCAAGGUGCCCACCAAACACAAAAAAUCUUCCCUGCGACAUCACAACCCCAGGCAUUACCAGCGCUCUUCUUCCCGAUUUAUCUCUCAGACCAAGAUGUGGAGCCGAGAUGAACGGCGUGCACGAGCCCUGAAGAUCCCUUUCUCCAAUGAGCUGAUUGUUAAUCUGCCAGUGGAGGGGUUUAAUGACUUACUGAAAAAUUAUAAACUCAAUGAGGAGCAGCUUACUCUCGUCAGGGACAUACGACGCCGUGGUAAGAACAAGGUAGCUGCCCAGAACUGCAGAAAAAGGAAACUGGAUGUACUGCUGGGACUGGACGAUGAUAUAUCUGGUUUGAGGCGCCAUCGUUUGAGGCUGCUCCGAGAGAAACAAGAUAACCUGAGGAAUCUGCAGGAAAUGAAACGCCGAUUGGGUAUCUUGUACCAGCAAGUCUUUUCCAGGCUAAGGGAUGAAGACGGAAGGCCGCUUGACACAACAGAGUACCUGCUUCAUUUUGGGCCCAAUGAUAGUUUCAUGGUGGCUUCACGCCAACAAGGGACAUGUCUGCCACUAAUAGGAGAAAAAACAAGCAAAAAACAGAGGAACAAAAAGAAGUGAGGAGGUGGAAAAGCCAAGAAUAUUCUCAGAGUUUUGGACAUUAGAAAAUGUGAGUAUAGAGAUUCCUUAAGAGGAAUGGUGUGGUGGUGAAUGAAAGAACACAGGGAUUUUUUUUUAUCUCUUGUCAAAGGAAGAUGCUGAAAGACGCUAUUAAAUCCUCCAAGCAGAAAUCCCUGACAGUGAUUUUUUUUAAAAAGAAUUGGUGGAUGGCUGGAUAGCAAAUCAAGACAGAAGAAAGAGGAGUACGGAGUAGACAGAGGGUGUGAUUAUACUGAAGAUGUUGAUAAGACAACCUUUACUUAAACAUUUUAUACACUGGAAAAGGGCUUGAAUCCAACUCUUGUUGAGUUUAAGCAACACCGAGGUAAAUCAAGGCUGCUAGUACGUAUUGGAAUUAAAACACGAGAUGAUAGAUGACCUGGGACCAGCAUUUAAAGUAAAAGUUCUAUGCCUAGGCAAAUCAUACUUUCUCUUACAUCAGCUGCCUAAGAGACUUAAGAAUAUUAAGUUGAACAAACCAGCAGGCUGAUAGCAGGCUGGACCCUGGCUGUCAGCCAAUUCAGCCAAUGGUAGACCGAACUCUGAGCCACCAAAGAAAGGUUGCUGGUACCACUUAACUGACAGACAGCUGAAAAAAGUUAAACACUUUCUCUAUAUAAGCUAUAUAAAAAUGUGGCAGCACUUGUAAGUAGAAUGUAAAAUUGGUCUCUUUAGAGUAUUUGUUAGUUAUACUAAUAAAAAGAUAAAAAAAAUAAUACCAGUGAUAUAAGUCAUGGUGGAUAUAUGGUCUUUGAAAUAGGGGCUGAUGAUAUUUCAUCGUGCAUCAUGUGAUUCAGCCGUGAACAUGGAAAGUGAUGGGAAUAAGAGUGUGAAGAACUUGUUGGACAGGGCACUUGGAGCAUUAUCCUUUUUCACACCUGUGCAAACCUGGCCACUCACUGCAGAAAGUGGGCAUAGCAUGGUACUGUCAACUGUACCAAUAUUUAACGUUUUGUGGAGUUGGUAAUGGCAGACUGAGCUGACAGGAAAAAAAAAACAUUAGUUUGGUAUACACUGAUUAAAUGACUAAGUAAUGACUCCUUUUACCCAUAAGUGGUGCUUGCACCCCCCCCCCCCGUAAACUGGAAGCAUGAUACAGUGGGUUUUUAACCUGUGCCUUAUAAUGUUUUUAUGUUUUUAUAUAUUUAUAACACAGCCAAGUCUGUGAAGCUGUGGAAAUCAUUUCGUCUUUUUCAAACAAGAUGGUGGGAAUCUGUGUUCCAAAUGUAGCUAAAGGGUAGCCCUGCCAUCAGCUAAAUUCAAAAGAGGACUGAAACCUGCUGUCACUCUUGGCAGGUCUGUAAUACAUGGGAUACAUAUAGUCAACAACUGAGUUCAGUUGUUUGGCUAAUAAUGUUCUAAGAUUGAUGGGUAUGGAAAUGUAUGUCACAUCACGAACAUACAUAUGAAUGCAUCUUUCAUUGAAGAAAGGACAAUAUAAAUGACAGAUUUGGCCAGACAGGUAACUCCACAUUCUAAAAUUUCUCCAAAAUCACAGCUAGUUUGUGAAAUGCUUUAAGUUAGCAUGUCACCCUCUAGUGGUUGUGCACAAAGCUGAGUAAGACAGAACUCCAUAGAGAUUCUGAUUAAAUUACUAGUACAAGAUAUUGGGAGCAUUUUCACCUAUUGAUGCUAACAUUUUUUACCCAAAUGUACAGUAUUCUAAAUUGUAGUUGAGAAAUUCUUCUAUUCAAAAAGUAGUAGGUGAGGUGACGUUAUGUUUCUAAUAAUAAGUAAAUUUAUAAUUUCUCAGGAAUGAGCACAGCCAGAAGAACAUGCUAGUAUGUAUUCAGAACAUAUUUUGAAUUUGUAAUACAAUAAUUCAAUUUGGUUUUUUUUGCUGGAUUCUUUUUAGGCAAAAAACUGUCAGGUGUAGGUGUAGGUAUAUGCAAACUUCUGUAUGCAUACACCUAUGCCCCUUGUAUCAGAAAGACGUACAAUGGAAUGAAAUGAAUUUACACCACAAUCCCGUCUUUCAAAUUUAUGAAGACAGUGUGUGAACUUUUUAACCUGCAUGCAUGCCUAUCACUACCACUGAUGUAACAAGCUUUUAUUUGUUUUUGUUGUGGUUGUUUUUAAGAGUUUACUUUUUGUGAAUGCCCAAUGUACUUGCUGGUAUUCAAGGACUUUGGACCUCAUCUUUUGUACUAUUAAAAACUUCU